This is a messenger RNA of Metarhizium brunneum ARSEF 3297, 2214 nucleotides long. RefSeq names its product Neutral trehalase (gene treB). NCBI's taxonomy places the organism in Eukaryota, Fungi, Ascomycota, Sordariomycetes, Hypocreales, Clavicipitaceae. Gene Ontology annotation, biological process: trehalose catabolic process. Gene Ontology annotation, molecular function: calcium ion binding; alpha,alpha-trehalase activity. Gene Ontology annotation, cellular component: cytoplasm. The record is from RefSeq and is a predicted model, not a curated record.
AUGGCGGGAACGACAAACCACCGAGCGCGAGGCUCGGAGGACUAUAAUGUGUUUGACGACGCAAAGACAUACUAUGCUUCUGAAGAGCGACAUCAAAACCGAUUUGGGUCCCGUACACGUACAUACUCCCAGAACAGCUUGAUGAAGCAGUUUGAACGAAACGGCCUGCGUGAACCAUACAGAAGGGGCAGCCACGACGAGAGUUCGCUGCCCCAGGGCCGCCGAUUCCUCAUCCAGGUCGACCCUACUCUCGAAAGCUUGCAAGCCCAAGAAGACACCGAUGGCAAUAUGCAAAUUACCAUCGAGGACGAAGGCCCCAAAGUACUCUCUCUACGAACCGCGGCUUCUGCCGGCCACAAUCGUUUCGAAGUCCGAGGCACAUAUAUGCUCUCCAAUCUGCUGCAGGAAUUGACCUUGGCGAAAGAAUACGGGCGGAAACAAAUCGUCCUCGAUGAGGGUCGGCUCAACGAGAAUCCAGUCGAUCGUCUGUCCCGUCUGAUCCGUGACCACUUCUGGGAUGGCCUGACUAGACGUAUCGAUGCAUCCAGUAUCGAAAUAGCCGCGCGAGACCCCAAGGAUUGGACGGAUGAUCCUCGACCGCGAAUUUACGUCCCUGCCGGAGUCCCGGAGCAGUAUGAAUACUACAAGCAAGUUGCCGAGGAGCGGCCAGAGAUUCGUCUAGAUGUCCAGCAGCUCCCCGAAAAGAUCACGCCCGAGUUGAUCCGGGACAUGAACGAGAAGCCCGGCUUGCUGGCGGUCGAAACCGAACAAGUCGUGGACCCUGAAACGGGUCGAAAAACACUACAGGGCCUCCCCUUUGUAGUGCCUGGAGGGAGAUUCAAUGAAUUAUACGGCUGGGACAGCUACAUGGAGUCACUUGGCCUGUUGGUCAACGACAGGGUUGACUUGGCAAAGUCAAUGGUGCUGAAUUUUUGUUUCUGCAUUGAGCACUACGGAAAGAUACUCAAUGCUACCCGCUCGUACUAUCUCGGCCGAUCUCAGCCCCCAUUCCUAACCGACAUGGCAUUGCGCGUGUACGAGAAAAUCAAGCAUGAACCGGAUGCCAAGGAGUUCCUUAGACGGUCGAUACUAGCUGCCAUAAAGGAGUACCACAGCGUCUGGACUUGUGAGCCCCGGCUGGACCCGGUCACUGGUUUGUCGAGAUAUCGGCCGGAGGGCCUGGGUGUGCCUCCGGAAACGGAGGCUGGCCAUUUUGUGCACAUUCUGGAGCCGUAUGUGAAGAAGCACAAUAUGGAGUUCAAGGAGUUUGUUCGCGCGUACAAUUACGGCGAGAUCAAGGAGCCCGAAUUGGAUGACUAUUUUAUGCACGAUCGAGCAGUGCGAGAGUCUGGGCAUGACACUACGUAUCGAUUCGAAGGCAUUUGUGCCGACCUUGCCACUAUUGAUCUCAACUCACUCUUGUUCAAAUACGAAACCGACAUUGCGCGCACAAUCCGCAACGUUUUUGACGACAAGCUUGUGAUCCCGGGCGAGUUCUGCGAUAGGACGCCGUAUCAGCCGGGGGAAGUGCUGGCGUCUGCAGCUUGGGAUCGGCGCGCGAAGCGACGCAAGCUCACUGUUGACAAGCUGAUGUGGGACGAAGAACAGGGAGUCUUUUUUGAUUACGACACGGCAAAGCGGGAGCGAUGCAACUAUGAAAGCUCAACCACGUUUUGGGCUCUAUGGGCGGGCAUCGCGACGCCGAAGCAGGCCGCCGACAUGGUUAGGAAGGGGUUGCCGCGAUUCGAAGCGUACGGUGGUCUGUUGGCUGGCACUGAGAAGUCUCGCGGGGACAUCGGGCUUGAGCGCCCCAACCGACAAUGGGACUACCCGUACGGCUGGGCUCCUCAGCAGAUGCUUGCCUGGACUGGUCUGCUCCGGUAUAGCUUCACAGAAGAGGCUGAGCGUCUGGCCUACAAGUGGCUGUUUAUGAUUACCAAGGCGUUUGUUGAUUUCAACGGUGUCGUUGUGGAAAAGUACGACGUGACGCGACCAGCUGAUCCUCAUCGCGUGGAUGCCGAGUAUGGUAACCAAGGGCUGGACUUUAAAGGUGUUGCCAAAGAAGGGUUUGGCUGGGUUAAUGCCAGUUAUGUGUAUGGUCUGCAGAUUGUAAAUGCACAUAUGCGUCGUGCCUUGGGUACCCUGACACCGUAUCCGACGUUUAUCAAGGCGAUUGAACAGAGUUUGGAGAAGGAAUUGGCUGAUUUGCCGUGA